AUGAACAAGUCUCAGAUACGAAAUAUACAUAUCGAGAGACAAGAGGAGGCAAUCAGCGAGGAUGAGCUCCAGGAGGUGUUCACCAGCUCAAUGGACUCUCUCACCCAUGUUCAAAUAUGGAAUCGUGCUGGACAAGUGGUACACAACAGCAUCUCAUUCCUCAUACAAGAAGUCAGUCAGUACGAGUUCAUUGACGAGUACAGAGAAGAAGUGAUGCCAUGUCCUUCUACUCAGAAAGAAUGUAGAGAGGUUGCACAUCUGUCUGGAACUCGGAGGAACUUCCAGCAUGCCCUUGGGGCAAUAGACGGGAUGCAUAGUACCAUCAAGACUCCGAAAAACAGUAGGUACUACAAUUACAAAGGAUUUAUCUCCGUCGUGAUGCUUGGUCUGUUCGAUGCGUACUACAACUUUCCCUGGGUAGAUAUUGGAGCUAAUGGGUCAGCUUCAGAUGAACAAUUAUUCAAUUCCAGUCAGCUUAAAGAGAUCAUCGACGGUUGGGAUAUCAACUUUCCUGGACCCGAGCCUCUAACCCAUGAUGGCAAGGAGACGACACAUUUCCUUGUAUGUGAAGAUGCCUUUGCUCUGAGGACGUAUAAUUAUCAUGAAACCAAACGCAACCUAUCUACUGAAGAAUGCAUCUUAAAGUACAGACACUCAAGGUGCAUGAAGGUUGUAGAGAAUUCAGGAUAUUAG
This is a messenger RNA of Mya arenaria, 693 nucleotides long. RefSeq lists its product as uncharacterized. The coding region runs from base 1 to 693 and encodes 230 amino acids. The record is from RefSeq and is a predicted model, not a curated record. NCBI's taxonomy places the organism in Eukaryota, Metazoa, Mollusca, Bivalvia, Myida, Myidae. The transcript is spliced from 2 exons.